GAGGGAGGACACGGUUACAGCUUUGCCGUCAAUUGUGAGACCCGAGAGCUAGUCCUAAGCUAACACACUAACUCUGCAGCCUUCCUCACGACCCCAAGCCACCGAAGGCGGCGACACCUGAUCCAGCACACAAACAGGUCCCUUCUGUCCCCGGAUACAAUUUCGCGGCGGAGACACACUCAAACUCACGCUCAGCAGCCAAGAGCGGAGGUAAACGGACGGACCACGCCGCUCCAGCGGGCGGAAGGGGGGCGGGGCGCCAAGAGGAGAGGGGCGUUGUUUGUUCCCGGAGGUUGCUUGCAGUGUUUGAAUGUUGAGAAGCUAUGAAGUCUUACACUCUGUAUUUCAUGCUCCUGUGGAGUGCUGUUGGGAUAGUGAAGGCCGCCAAAAUCAUCAUCGUGCCGCCAAUUAUGUUCGAAAGCCAUAUGUACAUUUUCAAGACACUAGCCUCUGCCUUGCACGAGAGUGGGCACCACACGGUGUUCCUCCUCUCUGAAGGCAGAGACAUCACGCCAUCUAAUCAUUACAGCCUCCAGCGCUACCCAGGGAUCUUUAACAGUACCACCUCGGAUGCUUUCCUGCAGUCCAAAAUGCGGAAUAUUUUCUCUGGGAGAUUGACAGCAAUCGAACUGUUUGACAUACUGGAUCACUAUUCCAAGAACUGUGAUAUGAUGGUUGGCAACCAUGCCCUGAUUCAGGGUCUAAAAAAGGAAAAGUUUGACCUGCUGCUGGUGGACCCUAAUGACAUGUGUGGAUUUGUGAUAGCUCAUCUUUUAGGGGUUAAAUAUGCUGUAUUUUCAACUGGCCUUUGGUAUCCUGCUGAAGUGGGUGCUCCUGCCCCAUUAGCUUACGUCCCGGAGUUUAACUCACUCCUCACAGACCACAUGAACCUGCUGCAAAGGAUGAAAAACACCGGCGUUUACCUCAUUUCCAGAUUAGGGGUCAGCUUUCUGGUUCUUCCCAAAUAUGAGAGGAUAAUGCAGAAGUACAACCUGUUGCCGGAGAAGUCCAUGUAUGACUUGGUCCAUGGGUCCAGCCUGUGGAUGCUGUGUACAGAUGUAGCGCUGGAGUUUCCGAGACCCACUCUGCCUAAUGUUGUUUAUGUAGGAGGCAUCCUCACCAGACCGGCCAGCCCACUACCAGAAGAUCUCCAAAGGUGGGUAAAUGGUGCUAAUCAACAUGGCUUUGUCCUGGUAUCUUUCGGAGCUGGUGUCAAGUAUCUGUCAGAAGACAUUGCUAACAAACUGGCAGGAGCUCUGGGGAGAUUGCCCCAAAAAGUGAUUUGGAGGUUUUCUGGAACCAAACCAAAGAAUCUGGGAAACAACACCAAGCUCAUAGAAUGGUUACCACAAAAUGACCUGCUUGGGCAUUCAAAUAUUAAAGCCUUCCUGAGCCAUGGUGGUUUGAAUAGUAUUUUUGAAACUAUGUAUCAUGGUGUUCCUGUAGUGGGAAUCCCACUCUUUGGAGACCAUUAUGAUACUAUGACCCGGGUACAGGCAAAAGGUAUGGGGAUACUGCUAGAAUGGAAGACAGUUACUGAAGGAGAGCUGUAUGAAGCACUAGUGAAAGUUAUCAAUAAUCCCAGCUACCGUCAGAGGGCUCAGAAGCUUUCAGAAAUCCACAAGGAUCAACCUGGUCACCCCAUCAAUCGGACUGUCUAUUGGAUCGAUUACAUUCUCCGCCACAAUGGAGCCCAUCACCUACGUGCCGCUGUCCAUCAAAUCUCUUUCUGUCAGUAUUUUUUACUGGAUGUUGCCUUUGUGCUUUUGCUUGGUGCUGCCUUGUUUUACUUCCUCUUGUCCUGGGUCACAAAAUUUAUCUACAGAAAAAUCAAAAGUUUGUGGUCUAGAAAUAAGCAUAGCACAGUUAAUGGACAUUACCAUAAUGGAAUCCCCAAUGGCAAGUAUAAAAGAAAUGGCCACAUUAAACAUGAAAAGAAGGUGAAAUGAGCCAACAGCCCACCUGAUAGUAACAAAUCUGUUGAAUUUUUAUUGCUAUAAUUUAGUCUAACAACUACUAAAAGGAAAACAUCAGUAAACAAUUCUAACACUCCCUUAUCUGAUCUUACUAAUGAAAUUCUGUGGAAUUAAGAUGGCUGUAAAAAGCACAAACCUAAAAUGCAAAAAUGUAUUUUAUUCGAACACUGAUGCAGAGAGUUUUGGCACUGAACCUUUUAGAAGCCUUAAUUAUUUAAAUCAGUUAAGUGACCAUGUCAGACUUUAGUUUUAAGUCUUGAUAUAUGUGUGUUCCAGAUAAGGGAUGGUUUCUUUUCUCUUAAAAAGAUUUGUUUGUGUAUGUAUGUGUGUGUGUAUGUGUGUGGAUGUUUCCUAAUUAAGAUUAUUUCAGCCAGCUGCUUGUUAUAUUUGUUGACGGUACAACACAUUCAAGAAUGAUAUAGAAAGACGGUUAGGAUCCAAAUGUUUCUCUUCUAGAAUUUAAUAUACGGAAGCUCAGAACACUAUCAUGAAAGAACACUUUUCCCUCAAAACUGAAUGCAGAGGAAGAAAAUGAAAAGAUAGAUGACACUGGUUUUUGUACUUUUAGGGUUUUUUUGUUUAUUCAUUUUAGGUUUUUUGUUUUAUUUUAGUUUUACUUUUCUUACAGACUGUGGAUACUUCUGGGGGAAAAAAACAUACAAUUAAGUAAAUGUAUAAAUUGAUUGUCACGUUUUACUUCUAUUUUCUCCCUACCAAUAAUUUGCCUCUGGGAGAAUUUUAUAGUUUUUUUCUAUUUCAUUUUAAUGAAUAACGGUAUGUUAAAUGUAUAAUUAAAACAGAGCAACAAAGCUCUGACUUUUGUUCAGAGUACUGAAGAUUACUGCUUCUGUGGCAUCUUUAAGCAGGGUUGUUAUUUGAAUGUUUUGUAACUGUUUGAUGGCUUUUCUGUAAUGUAAUUUUUGAAUGUUCAGGUGUGGUAUUUCCAAAGUUUUAACUUUAAAAAACCAUCUCCUUAUUCCUAUUUUGUUGUCUGGACCACACAGUCUGUUACAUAGGUGCCAACAUUUAAUUCUUUUCAUUGGAACAUUUACUUUUCUCCAUAUUGGUACCUGCUUUGUCUGAGAGGUUUGAAAUCUGGUUUACCAAGUCAAACUUUACAUGAUAUACAGAAGUGACAGAGAAGUUGUACUACUUGUUUGGGAAAAUGAGUUCCCACUCCCCUCCUCACUGCCUUCCCCCUCACUUCAAUCCAUUGUGGCUGACAUGGGACAGGAAUAGUACUCAUUUGAGGACAGGGGUGCAAGUCACAGACAUCACAAAAUCAGGACCUCCCAACUGAACCAUUCACUUGCUGGCAACUAUGAGUUUAUUCCCUGUCAUUCUGUUUACUUAGCAUUUGCACUACACAUGAGUGUAUGCUUUAUUUAUUUGUAGUUUGACAUCUUAUGUCUGACAGCUGAGAGUAGAAAAAUACAACAUUUACCUAAUGACAUUCGCUAACAUGGGAAGAGUUGUGAAAAUUCUAGAAUGCUUAAAUCCUUAUCAUACACUAUGACAUACAACUUCAUCACACUCCCACCAGGAGCCACUCUCCUGUACUUAGAAAUAAUGUCACAAGUAGUUUUCUAAUGUACAAUGCAGGCAAAUAUAUUGCUGUCUGAAUACUUGAAGAAAUGGUAUUACACAUAUAAGCCUAUUAGUUAUACCUUUUCACAAUCUUAUAAUAUUGCCGUUAAAAGGGAAAAAAGACACAGGCAAUGAAUGGUGGGAUGGCAACAGGACUUAGAGUGUAUGAAUGAGUUGAUUUUGCUUUUUUGGAAUUGGAUAAAGGUGACAGUAGGCAUUCACUGGAUGAUUAAGCAUAAAUUAAUCUCCACUGUGAUAAAAAC
This is a messenger RNA of Mesoplodon densirostris (Blainville's beaked whale), 3826 nucleotides long. It is a transcript of the gene UGT8, whose product is annotated as UDP glycosyltransferase 8. The record is from RefSeq and is a predicted model, not a curated record. Gene Ontology annotation, molecular function: UDP-glycosyltransferase activity. The transcript has 7 exons. Lineage: Eukaryota; Metazoa; Chordata; Mammalia; Artiodactyla; Ziphiidae. Bases 324 to 1949 code for a protein of 541 amino acids.